AUGCAUAAACAUAGGCAAUCUUACCAUCCGGACGCAAAAGAAGCUAAUGAUAUCUGGGUUGACCUAACGCCCGAAGAACUAGAAAACCGAUCUAAGAAUUGGCGAGAUCAGAUGGAAAAUCGUAAUAAACAGGCGAAAUCACCACGAAAAAAGGUUAACCGAAAAGAAACGAGUAGAGAGUUUGUAUCUGACAGCUCUUCGUCCGAAAACGAAGCUGAGUGUUCAUACGAGCCUCGGAAAACGAACAAAGCAGCAAAAGUGACCGAAGCUUCCGAAUCCGAAGUGCCAAAAGCGACUUCUGAUUUACUCGAAGCCGAAGCCGUAGUCUCAUUUCAAGACGAACCUCCCGAAGUCAAUUUGUCAACCGCACCAUCUGCUUCGGAAAGUCCUUCUGACACUAGUUUCUCAACGGUUACAGUAGAACCUUCAGCUAUAAGUGAUAAACCACCACAAACAGCAACAACAACAAUCGAGAAGUCUACAAGUGACCUAGGUGACAAGUCAACAGUUGUGACUACUAAAGAAAAGCAUCCAUCGGAUGAAGCGUCCAUGCAAGUCAAAGCUAAGCCAUUAGCUGUCGAAAGAACGUCGCAACCAAAGCAGACUCUUGGUGGGAAAGGUCGAGGUAAAGCUGGUCUCAAAUGCUUUCGUAAAUACGCCUUGAAGCAAGCUAAAAACCACACGCAAAGACUCUCGGCCGUAGAAAAGGGAAUAGCUGAUCUUAAAAACACCAUUGCCGGUAUUCCAGGAAUAAGUGACGAAUUGAAUCUAUCAGAAUCUUCGUCUGAAUUCUCAUCAGGAGACGAAUACGAGCCAGAAGAAGACCAAUAA
Molecule: messenger RNA, 831 nt
Organism: Panonychus citri (citrus red mite)
Lineage: Eukaryota; Metazoa; Arthropoda; Arachnida; Trombidiformes; Tetranychidae
Exons: 1
Coding region: 1-831 (276 amino acids)
Source: RefSeq, a predicted model, not a curated record